UAAGAAAUGAAAAUGAUAUCUUGAAGUAUAUAUUAAUGGUGCUAAAACUUAUUGACCACCAAAUGUGAAGGCGGGAAGAGAAAAUGGUCUGGCCAAUCCGCCAAAAAGCGUCUUGUAUUUUUGCUCCAACAAUGGCAGCUGUCAGUACUCUAAGGCUUGGCUUGAGUAAUACCCAUCUGGGUGUUCAUAGACACACCUCUGGUCCAAACCAGAGAAGUUUGGCACAAGCUGAGGAAACCCAUAUAGGAUUUCUGCAUGACAUCAAAAGACAUCCAGUUGUCGGAGUGGAGGCUUUGAGUGAUGUGUCAAAAGCUAAGAAUGGGCUAAACUUUGGUGAAUUGAAGGAUAGGUUUCUGAGCUUCAAGAAGCAGAAGUUUUUGAAAGAGUCUGAGCAUUUUCAAAAUCUAGCUCAAGUUCAAGAUCCUAAGUUUAUGGUGAUUGCUUGUGCAGACUCUAGAGUAUGCCCCUCUAACAUUCUUGGCUUUCAACCUGGAGAGGCAUUAAUGAUUAGAAACGUAGCAAAUCUGGUUCCCCCUUUUGAGAAUGGAGCUUCAGAGACUAAUGCAGCCCUCGAGUUUGCAGUAAAUACUCUCGAAGUUGAAAAUAUAUUCGUCAUUGGCCACAGUAGUUGUGCAGGAAUUGAGACCCUGAUGACAAUGCAAGAUGAUGGUGAUUCGAGUAGCUUUACUCAUAGAUGGGUUGUGAAUGCUAAAGUCGCCAAAUUAAGAACAAAAGCUGCUACGCUACACCUUAGCUUUGAUCAGCAAUGCAGAUACUGCGAGAAGGAAUCGAUCAAUCAUUCAUUAUUGAAUUUGCUUGCAUAUCCAUGGAUAGCAGACAAAGUAAGGAAGAAGUUGCUCUCUAUUCAUGGGGGAUACUAUGAUUUCUUGAAUUGUGCAUUUGAUAAAUGGACACUUGAUGUAAAUGAUAGCAACAGUUCCCUGGGGGAAAAACACUACUCGGUUAAAGACCGAGAACUUUGGUUGUGAUCCAUUUCUUGCUCUUUUUCUAUUGGAUCAUCUGUGUAAAUCAUCAAUGUAUAAUGUAAGUUAGUGUUACAAGUCGCAAUAUACAGAUAAUUUCUUAAUCCUGUAAACAUAUAAUGCUCAAAUUGCAGCAUAUGUGAGAAAGGCCGAAUAAAGUAGG
Messenger RNA from Argentina anserina (silverweed cinquefoil), 1146 nucleotides. RefSeq names its product beta carbonic anhydrase 5, chloroplastic-like. Gene Ontology annotation, molecular function: carbonate dehydratase activity; zinc ion binding. The transcript is spliced from 10 exons. Bases 84 to 989 code for a protein of 301 amino acids. Gene Ontology annotation, biological process: carbon utilization. NCBI's taxonomy places the organism in Eukaryota, Viridiplantae, Streptophyta, Magnoliopsida, Rosales, Rosaceae. The record is from RefSeq and is a predicted model, not a curated record.